Molecule: messenger RNA, 1299 nt
Organism: Phyllotreta striolata
Lineage: Eukaryota; Metazoa; Arthropoda; Insecta; Coleoptera; Chrysomelidae
Source: the annotation of a GenBank genome assembly
UUACAAUUACCGAAACAUACAAAGAUUAUAACAGUAAGACUUCCUCUAUUGUUACCUAGUAAUUUACAUAAGCAUUUCCAUCUCUAAGAAGCUAAAAAAAUAAUCGUUUUUACCAGUGUUAAAAGGUUAUCAAACGAAUUUUUACAUCACAAUCUCGUACAAAACAUGUUAGUGCCAAUAAAACUAAUUUUUACCUUUCUACUAAUCCAUUUCGCAAACGCCGGGGUUUCACCUGAAGAAGAACAAGGAGUGAAAUAUGCCAACAAAUGCGAAGUGUGCAAAAUAUUAGCCGUGGAACUGGAAACCAGAUUGGAAGAGACCGGCAAGACCUCAGACGUAAUCGAAACGGGCUACUCGGUAGACGAUGUAAAACCCAAGAAGAAGAAAGCCUAUAAGAAAUCCGAGCUGAGACUGGUGGAGUCUUUAGAAGGUAUUUGUAACAGGAUAUUGGAGUACAACGUUCACAAGGAACGCGAAGAUAGCACCAGAUUCGCCAAAGGGAUGAGCCAAACGUUUCAAACGUUACACGGGCUGGUCGAUAAAGGGGUCAAAGUCGAAUUGGGCAUACCGUACGAGUUGUGGGACUCGCCCAGUGCUGAGGUUACUAAAUUAAAAACGCAGUGCGAAACUCUGCUGGAAGAAAACGAGGCAGACAUAGAAGACUGGUACUUCAACUACCAAGGAAAAGAGAAGCUCAAAACGUUCCUCUGUCGCGACAGGGUGUUAAAGAACGAGAACCACGAUUGCCUAAACGAACAACUAAAAGGCGACACGGGCGCUAAGAAACCAUCGAAAGCUAAAACCGAACUGUAAUUUUAAUCUCUUAAACAAAUUAUACUACAUAUGUACAACAACGAAAUCGAAUUGUCCUUAUUCCUUCUUCGCAUUGGCCUCGGCUUCCCUCUGCGCUUUGGUCUUCCUUAUGUGCUUCGGCUUGCCUCGGAGCGUCCGCAUCCGUUCCAUUUCCUCCUUGAAAUCGGCGUGCUCGUCCCUGUAGAGGCCGUACUCGCGCAGUUUGAUCAUCAACCAGCCGGUUUCGACGUGCCUGGGGUAGUAGGCGAAGACUUCGCGUCGCAAAUGGACGGGUUCCUCGCUGAAAAGUCGCACAACUUUCAUGGAUUUCUGGUUGGUCGGUCGGACUACCUCGCCGAAUAUUCGGUUGCUCAGCCGUUGCAUCCGUUUCGCGUAUUCCGUGGAUUGUUUCAUUAGGUCCGCGUAUUUCGCGUAUUUGCUCAUUUUGGAUUCGAAUAAUUGUUGAAUUGAAUUAUUGUUUGUUUUCGGAGGUUAUGUUAUUCUUCU